GCGGUGUCAGCAGCGGCAGCGGGGCACGGAGGAUGCGGCGGCGGUGGUGGCGGCAGCAUCUGGCGGAGGAGUGGGGAGCGAUGCGGUACUGCGCGGCGGGGCCUUGGUCACACAGCGGAGGCGCCCUCACCACCCUCCUGCUGACAGUGUACACGAUUCUGUCUAAGGUGCACUCUGAUCGGAAUGUUUAUCCUUCUGCUGGAGUUCUUUUUGUUCAUGUUUUGGAGAGAGAGUACUUUAAGGGGGAAUUUCCUCCGUAUCCAAAGCCUGGUGAAAUAAGUAAUGAUCCUAUAACAUUUAAUACCAAUUUAAUGGGUUACCCUGACAGACCUGGCUGGCUACGCUAUAUACAAAGGACACCAUACAGUGAUGGAGUGCUGUAUGGUUCACCAACUGUAGAGAAUGUGGGCAAACCAACCAUCAUUGAGAUCACUGCUUAUAACAGGCGUACCUUUGAGACAGCAAGACACAAUUUGAUCAUUAAUAUCAUGUCAGCAGAAGAUUUUCCUUUACCAUAUCAAGCGGAGUUCUUCAUAAGGAAUAUGAAUGUAGAAGAAAUGUUAGCAAGUGAAGUUCUUGGUGACUUUCUUGGAGCUGUGAAAAACGUGUGGCAGCCAGAACGCUUGAAUGCCAUAAACAUAACUUCAGCCCUCGACAGGGGAGGGAGAGUCCCCCUUCCUAUUAAUGACAUGAAAGAGGGUGUGUAUGUUAUGGUUGGGGCAGAUGUUCCAUUCUCUUCCUGCUUGAGGGAAGUGGAAAACCCACAAAAUCAGCUGAGAUGCAGCCAAGAAAUGGAGCCUGUAAUAACCUGUGAUAAAAAAUUCCGUACUCAGUUCCAUAUUGACUGGUGUAAAAUCUCUCUGGUUGACAAUACAAAACAGGUUUCCACCUUUCAGGAAGUGAUUCGUGGAGAAGGGAUUUUACCUGAUGGUGGGGAAUACAAGCCACCUUCUGACACACUGAAAAGCAGAGACUAUUACUCGGAUUUCCUAAUUACACUGGCAGUGCCCUCGGCAAUAGCACUGGUGCUUUUUCUAAUGCUUGCCUAUAUCAUGUGCUGCCGACGGGAAGGAGUGGAAAAGAGAAACAUGCAAACACCAGACAUCCAGCUGGUCCACCACAGUGCUAUACAGAAAUCAACCAAAGAGCUUCGUGACAUGUCCAAAAACAGAGAGAUAGCAUGGCCUCUGUCAACACUCCCUGUGUUUCACCCGGUCACUGGUGAGAUUGUACCUCCCCUACACACAGACAGCUAUGAUAACACCAGCAUGCCGCUGAUGCAAACGCAGCAGAACCUGCCACAUCAGACUCAGAUUCCACAGCAGCAGAGUGCAGGUAAAUGGUAUUCCUGAGGAAAGAAAACUGACAGAAGCAAUGAAUUUGUAAUCAGAGAAGGCAACACAUUGUCUUCUUUCCUUCUUUGUUCUGACUGAUGCAUGAGUUUUUCUGGUGUAUAUUGUGCAUGCCCUCAGUAUUAAGAUGAAUUCAGUGCCAGAGAGUACAGUCACUUCCAUAUAACUAAUGUACUGUAUCCUUUUGUACUUUGGACAUUUUUGACAAUUUGUAAACACUGAUAACUUUUUAUAUUUGCUACAUUCAGAAAAUAAUCUUUCAAAUAUAUGUAUUAAUAAAUAUCAAACUUUAUUCUGUCUUGUGACUUUCUCCUGAAAGUUUUAACAGGGAAAUCUAAAUUUCAUGAUAAGCAUUGGGUUCAAAGGGUUUCAGACUCUGUUCAAUGAGAUGAAAUAAUUGCCUUACCUUUGCACAUGAAAAGCAGUAAAGUAAAAGCAUGAAAACUUGUGCAAUAUGAUGAGGCUUCAGAAAACAGUAAUCAAGAUUAAUUAGGCAUUAACUGUUUAGAGAAUAUCUCAUGAGUAAAGUUAUUUUUUGAACAAACAAAAAAAUAAAAAAAAAAUCCCCCCUAGAAUUAUUCCUGUCAAAAAGCAGGUUUCUAUUCUUUUAUCAGAUAUGUACCCUAUUUGACAACUUGUGAGCAAUAAAACAUUUAAAAUCUGUCCAUUCAUUUACCUGGUUAUGUUAGAAGAAACUGUUACAAGGUACUGUAGCAGAAAUAGAAGUCUGCAGAUAAACAAUGAUAAAUUUUGUUAUGGUAUACAUGGACUUUUAACUCUCAAAAAAAAAAACCCUCUUCAAUUUUUGUGGUAUUCCUGAUGCCCCAAUGUUUUUUUGGUUUGGUUUGGUUUGGUUGUUUUUUGUUUUUUCUAUAUAUCCUCCACAUUCUCUGUUCUUUUUGGAGCGAAACUUUGUGGAAGAAAUUGCUGUCCAAAAAAAUCCAGGAUUAUUUUUAGCACCCUAAAAAGGAGUUGAAUAGCUGUACUGUCCUCGGAGGUGGUUACUUUGAGAGGCACUUGUCUGUGCAGCUGAAAGCUUAAUAACAUGAACUUUGUUGAGAGGACCUGAACUGAGGUUUCCUUCUUUUUCAACAGCUUCUCAAAGUUUAUCUCCUAACACUUUUUUGCAUAUUUCACUCACAUUUUCCUUGAUGCUUCCUUAAAUCCUCAAACACAAAAUAACUCAGAGCUUCUGAAAGAGAAAAUAUUACAGAAAAAAAGACAAAAGUGUCACCUUAAACCAGUAUGAGGCUGUGAGGUGAAACCACAAGAACUGCUGGUCUGAGCUGUUGCAGCUGGAGACCCUGAAAUCCCGUGUUCAUCAGGACAUGGCACUCCAAGCAGAAACCUAGGUCUGCUUUAAAGCUGCUAAAUGCUGGCUCCAUUUCCUAAGCUGAUGUUUAUGACAUCUCUGCUAAGAGAAAUUCUGACUAAUUUAGGAAUAGAAGACUGAGGCUUAAAAGGGACUGUCAAAUAAGUUUGAAGAAAACCCAAAGUAGUUAUGGGCUUUUCUCCCCCACCCCUUUCUUAUAACAGUUCUGCCCCUGUUCCUUCAAAACGCAAAGCCUUCUUUUUUUUUGCUUAAAAAUUAACAUAAUGAUGUGUUUAUAGGCUUGGAGCUGAAAGUAACACUUGGCCAGAGUUAAAACAAGUCUUGAACUGCUUUUUGGGCACAUUUUGUUCAACAUUAAACUACUGCAGCAGAGCAUAUAACCAGUGCUCAGUACACUGUACAUACUUGUCUAUUGUCCAGCCUUAAACGUCAGUUUCUGAGGCUGCCCUACAUGCCCAGCACAACCCACAGAAUAUUUUAUCAAAGGCAUCUAGAAAUAGUGCCAGUGGAUUUAUACCCUGACAAUUAGCUCAAGUUUCAGUCACACAACUUGAAAUAUCAAGCCACGUCUGAAACAAAACAGUUGGAAUAAAGAGGCAUUCCUGCUCCUUUUCAAAGUGGCUGCCAUCACAUCUACCUCACACCCAAAAGGUACCAAGGAGGAGCUUUCAUCAGUCUGUCAGCCUCCAAAGAGACCCCUCCACUUUCUUCCAGGUGGUUAUCUGUGAAAAGUGAAUUGGAAAACUGCACAUUGGGAUUUAUAGUAAAUUAAGAAACUUGUAAAUUAAAUUAAAUUUAAAAAUUAAGAAUUUACAGUAAAUUAAGAAAUUUACCCAAGCUGUGAAAAUUUGAGUACAGUCAGCAUUUGGUUUCUCUUAGUUUCUACUGCUGUUUUCAAGAGUAUUGAGCUGUCAGUGCUUUGAAACAGAAAUGAAUGGAAUAGAUUUUAAAUAAUCUUUUUUUAGUGCAAUAUAAGACAAAACUUUGUAAAGAGUAUUGGGUUUGAAUCAAUGAUUUCUGAUAACUUGAUGACAUGACAAUCAGUUAAAUACCAAUUGAGCUGCUCCCAUCUCAUUUGUACAACUGUGUAACAGUGCUGAUAUAUUUAAAGAAAUUUCUUAAACUGUAAUGUACGUGCAUAAAGAGUCACUUUGUACCAGUGGGUGCUCUACCUAUCCUGAAAAGAAUCUAAUAAUGUAAGUGACCUAGGUAUUAAGCACACCUGAAGUAUUUUAUGAUUGAAACCAUCAUUCAUUUGAUGUAAGGUUAAUAACCAGUUAUUUAUUUUUACUUAUUAAAACAAUUACUAUGGAAGCAUAGGUUUAUAAAGCUGCCUAAAGACACUUAAUGGCUUAAGAAUUAGCAAACCAGUAAAUUUACAGCCUCUUUUAAGAUGUACAGUAUGAACUGAUAUUGUAUUAAGUGACAGUUGCAACCAAAUUAAAUAGAAAGCACUACAGAUGUCCCUGUAAAUAUAUGCAAUGUAAAAUCUAAUAAAUAGGAAACCA
Calypte anna (Anna's hummingbird) is the source of this 4193-nucleotide messenger RNA. It is a transcript of the gene SGCE, whose product is annotated as sarcoglycan epsilon. The record is from RefSeq and is a predicted model, not a curated record. NCBI's taxonomy places the organism in Eukaryota, Metazoa, Chordata, Aves, Apodiformes, Trochilidae. The transcript has 11 exons. Bases 33 to 1352 code for a protein of 439 amino acids. Gene Ontology annotation, cellular component: membrane; sarcoglycan complex.